UUGGCCAUUUCCUGACAUCUUCCAUAGCAGAGCCUGACAUACUUUCUUCUGUGUUUUACUUCAUAUUUUGACUCCAGCAACAUUCAGCAACAAAAAUGCUUCUACUGACUACAUUGGUUUUCUGGCUUGCUGGCAUAUGUGAUGGUGUGCAGAGACUGACCUGUCCUUAUGAUCUAAAGGACGAGGACCUCCCCAGGGUGUGGUGUAAGGAGACGUCCCCACAGUGCUGUUCAGGCUUCAGCUUCAGCAGGGAGAGCCAGUCUUUGGAUGCAGGAAGGCUGAAGGUGACUCAGGGUGUUGACUCCUUCAUUGUGGAUGUCCUGGGCCUGGCCCAGGGAGAGGGAAUGUAUUGGUGCGGUGUGCUGAGCAGCAAUAAAACCAUCAUCAAACUGGCUGAGGAGUACUUCUACAGCAGUUCCUACGUUUGGGACAUUCUUCGCUGGAUUCUGAUGCCUCUGCUCCCCAUGGCGAUCAUCUUUUCUUACUGUUACUUAAAAAGCUUUCUCUCCAAACAACAGGAAAAGACCAAAACAAGAAGGAAAUGGGAGUAUACAUGAACAUCACGAUGAUCUCAGAUCUGGCACAAAAUAAUCCACAUACUGAAGAAGAGAUAACUGAGCUGGAAUGAUGGACAUUGCCAAAGGACACACCAAAUGCUAAAGGGGCUUUCAAUUCUAUGCUACAAAACGAGACAGCCAUUACAGCUUUUUACAGUUACACAAACUGAAGUACUGUACCUCAAGGAAAGGUAUUAGUCCUCCUGGUGGUUACAAGAGCUAAGUGAAAAGAAUCUAAACCAAUAGUUUGUCGUAGCUUUCAUGAUUUUCAUAAUGGGAAAAAAAGGUAAAUGCCAUCUAUGAAGAAAUACGUUUGCUUUUAUUAGGACGAGCCAAACACAGGUUCACAUCCAGUGAAAAUAUGGAAACAUUUCAUGGGAUGAAAAUAAAUAUCAAUCGACCUUUCUAUACAUUAUUUUCUUAUUGUACAACAUAAGCCUCAUGCGCCAAUUGGAAAUUUGCUCUUAGCAUUAUUUUUGCCUCAUGAACCACCCAUUGAAUGACAACAAUAGACAAUGCAGCAGUACUUUAGAUUAAUGCAUAGUUUCAUAUUUUGAAAGAUACAUUUUUACAUUUUAAACCAUCGAAUGUAAUCUAACGUGACAAGUAUAUAAUACAUCUAAAAGUCUGUCUCGUCAGUUAAUAAACAUACCUUGUAACAUUGUCGAAAUAAAAGCUUCAUGUACUGUAUAUCA
Oncorhynchus tshawytscha (Chinook salmon) is the source of this 1252-nucleotide messenger RNA. RefSeq lists its product as uncharacterized. The transcript has 5 exons. Bases 96 to 557 code for a protein of 153 amino acids. The record is from RefSeq and is a predicted model, not a curated record. Lineage: Eukaryota; Metazoa; Chordata; Actinopteri; Salmoniformes; Salmonidae.